This is a messenger RNA of Morchella sextelata, 1074 nucleotides long. RefSeq lists its product as uncharacterized. Gene Ontology annotation, molecular function: cell adhesion molecule binding. The record is from RefSeq and is a predicted model, not a curated record. Lineage: Eukaryota; Fungi; Ascomycota; Pezizomycetes; Pezizales; Morchellaceae. The transcript is spliced from 3 exons. Gene Ontology annotation, biological process: extracellular matrix organization; cell adhesion. The coding region runs from base 1 to 1074 and encodes 357 amino acids. Gene Ontology annotation, cellular component: extracellular matrix.
AUGUUCAAGUCACUAUCCCUCUUUGCGCUUCUCCUCGCCAGUGCUUCCUCGGUCAUCAGUAAACCUACUGAGGUUGAGAAGCAUACAUAUCUUGAUAUUAAGACCGUCUGCAAGCAAACCCCGAAGCUGGGCCUCUUUGGUCAACUCCUCGAAGAGCGGCCGGAUAUCUACAAGGCAUACGUCGAUCUAAGGGACAAGACUUUCUACUUGCCCUCUGACGAUGCCCUUAACGCAUACUACGAAGCUACAGGCAAUAUUUUCCGUCGAGCCGUAGACGAUGUUGCCAAAGCAUCAUAUCAGUACGUGAACGGCCAGGUUGACCUCAACGAUGCGCGGGAGAAGAAGCGGCUUGCCAAAAAGUCGGGCGACAACAAAAACACGGUGGUGAUAAGUAAUAAUGCAUCAAGAAGGAGGAAUAAGAGACAGUUGACGGUUGGAAAUGAUACCGUCACAACGGCAGGAAUCACGGCUUCGACAGGGUUGGGGACGAAGUCGGAGAUUCUGUUUGGAGAUAUUCACUGUACUCAGGGCCUUAUCCAGGUUGUUGAUACACUUUUCACAGUUCCUGUGCCAAUAAUUGAGACGCUCGAUUGCACCAACGGUUCCGAAUUUUUAGGUGCACUCAACGAUGCCGAUCUCGCAGACACAUACAAUGACAUGGGGAACGUCACCUUCUUUACGCCUCAAGAUGGCUCAUUCGAAGCCAACUCGACCAUGGACUGCGCAUCUAUUCAACGACACGUAGUUGAAAACGAAGCCCUCUACACUCCUGACCUCAAGGAUGGCGAUGUCAUUGAGUCUGCAUCAGGCGAGAACCUUUAUGUAAAUAUUUUGGAUGAUGAAUUCUACAUCAACUGUGUCCGCGUUAUCACGACAGACAACAUCGUCAGUAACGGUGUGAUUCAUGUUGUCGAGAAGGUCAUUGAACCUAUGUCUGCUCCCCCAUCUUGCUGGGCAAAAAACACGACUGUAGAACCAGUGAAAUUCACCGGUUCCGCACCAACGAAUCAAGCCGGUAGCAUACUGGCUAUUGUUGGUUCUCUAACUGCCUUAUUUUUUUGCUCUCUAGUCUAG